Sorex fumeus (smoky shrew) is the source of this 2806-nucleotide messenger RNA. RefSeq names its product cell division cycle 5 like (gene CDC5L). Gene Ontology annotation, molecular function: DNA-binding transcription factor activity, RNA polymerase II-specific; RNA polymerase II transcription regulatory region sequence-specific DNA binding. The transcript has 16 exons. The record is from RefSeq and is a predicted model, not a curated record. Gene Ontology annotation, cellular component: spliceosomal complex; Prp19 complex. The coding region runs from base 102 to 2510 and encodes 802 amino acids. Lineage: Eukaryota; Metazoa; Chordata; Mammalia; Eulipotyphla; Soricidae. Gene Ontology annotation, biological process: regulation of transcription by RNA polymerase II; mRNA splicing, via spliceosome.
CUUGUGGCCCGGCGGCCGCCGCUCGCUCGCCCGCUCGCUCGCUCCCUCGCUCCCGCUUCGAAGCUCCGCUCGGCCCCGCGCCGGGACGCCCCGCCGCCAAGAUGCCGCGCAUCAUGAUCAAGGGGGGCGUGUGGAGGAACACGGAGGAUGAAAUUCUCAAAGCAGCGGUAAUGAAAUAUGGCAAGAACCAGUGGUCUCGGAUUGCCUCAUUGCUGCAUAGAAAAUCAGCAAAGCAGUGCAAAGCCAGAUGGUACGAGUGGCUGGAUCCUAGCAUUAAAAAAACAGAAUGGUCCAGAGAAGAGGAGGAAAAGCUCUUACACUUGGCCAAGUUGAUGCCAACUCAGUGGAGGACCAUUGCUCCAAUCAUCGGAAGAACAGCUGCUCAGUGCUUGGAACACUAUGAAUUUCUUCUGGAUAAGGCUGCCCAGAGAGACAAUGAAGAGGAAACAACAGAUGAUCCAAGAAAACUUAAACCUGGAGAAAUAGAUCCAAAUCCAGAAACAAAACCAGCACGGCCUGAUCCAAUUGACAUGGACGAGGAUGAACUUGAGAUGCUUUCUGAAGCUAGAGCCCGCCUGGCUAAUACUCAGGGAAAGAAGGCCAAGAGGAAAGCAAGAGAGAAACAGUUGGAAGAAGCCAGGCGUCUUGCUGCUCUCCAAAAGAGGCGAGAACUUCGAGCAGCUGGCAUAGAAAUUCAGAAGAAAAGAAAAAAGAAGAGAGGCGUUGAUUAUAAUGCUGAGAUUCCAUUUGAAAAAAAGCCUGCUCUUGGUUUCUAUGAUACUUCUGAGGAAAACUACCAGGCUCUUGAUGCAGAUUUCAGAAAAUUAAGACAGCAGGAUCUUGAUGGGGAACUAAGAUCUGAAAAAGAAGGAAGAGAUAGAAAAAAAGAUAAGCAACAUUUGAAAAGGAAAAAAGAAUCUGAUUUACCAUCAGCUAUUCUUCAAACUAGUGGUGUUUCUGAGUUCACUAAAAAGAGAAGCAAGUUAGUACUUCCUGCCCCUCAGAUUUCAGAUGCGGAACUCCAGGAAGUUGUAAAAGUAGGUCAAGCAAGUGAAAUUGCACGUCAGACUGCUGAGGAAUCUGGCAUAACGAACUCUGCUUCCAGUACCCUUUUGUCUGAGUACAAUGUCACCAACAACAGCAUUGCUCUUAGAACACCACGAACUCCAGCUUCCCAGGACAGAAUUCUGCAGGAAGCUCAAAACCUCAUGGCCCUGACCAAUGUGGAUACCCCAUUGAAAGGUGGACUUAACACCCCUUUGCACGAGAGUGACUUCUCAGGUGUGACACCACAGCGGCAAGUUGUACAGACUCCUAACACGGUUCUUUCCACCCCGUUCAGAACUCCUUCUCAAGGUUCUGAAGGGCUAACUCCUCGCAGUGGAACAACUCCCAAACCAGUUAUUAACUCCACCCCUGGAAGAACUCCUCUUAGAGACAAGUUAAACAUUAAUCCUGAGGAUGGAAUGGCAGACUACAGUGAUCCCUCUUACGUGAAGCAGAUGGAAAGAGAGUCUCGUGAACACCUGCGUUUGGGCUUGAUGGGCCUUCCUGCUCCCAAGAAUGACUUUGAAAUCGUUCUGCCAGAAAAUGCCGAGAAGGAGCUGGAAGAGCGUGAAGUAGAUGAUACUUACAUUGAAGAUGCUGCCGAUGUGGAUGCACGAAAGCAGGCCAUACGAGAAGCUGAGCGUGUAAAGGAAUUGAAAAGAAUGCACAAAGCGGUACAGAAAGAUCUGCCAAGACCCUCAGAAGUAAAUGAAACUAUUUUAAGACCCUUAAAUGUGGAACCACCUCUAACAGAUUUACAGAAGAGUGAAGAACUAAUCAAAAAGGAAAUGAUCACAAUGCUUCAUUAUGAUCUUCUACAUCAUCCUUACGAACCAUCUGGAAAUAAAAAAGGGAAAACAGUAGGAUUUGGUACCAAUAAUUCAGAGCACAUUGCCUAUCUGGAACAUAACCCUUACGAAAAGUUCUCUAAAGAAGAGCUGAAAAAGGCCCAGGACAUUCUGGUACAGGAGAUGGAAGUGGUCAAACAGGGAAUGAGCCAUGGAGAACUCUCCAGUGAAGCUUACAACCAGGUGUGGGAAGAAUGCUACAGUCAAGUGUUGUAUCUUCCCGGGCAGAGCCGCUACACUCGGGCCAAUCUAGCUAGCAAAAAGGACAGAAUCGAGUCGCUUGAAAAGAGACUUGAGAUAAAUAGGGGUCAUAUGACAACAGAAGCCAAAAGAGCUGCAAAGAUGGAAAAGAAGAUGAAAAUCUUGCUUGGGGGUUACCAGUCUCGUGCCAUGGGGCUCAUGAAACAGUUAAAUGACUUGUGGGACCAAAUUGAGCAGGCCUACUUGGAGUUACGCACUUUUGAAGAACUCAAGAAACAUGAAGAUUCUGCCAUCCCCCGGAGGCUAGAGUGUCUGAAAGAAGAUGUUCAGCGACAGCAGGACAGAGAAAAGGAACUUCAGCAUAGAUAUGCUGAUUUGCUGGUGGAAAAGGAAUCUUUGAAGUCCAAAUUCUGAAGCAUAAUUUAUAUCCAGUCCCAAGAUUGUUGUUUUUCAUACUCUGGGAGGUUGAAACUGAUGCUAUUCUUCAUUGACAAAUUUGCCCCACUCUCUGGUUUUUGGUUGUUUAUUUUAAAAGAUAGAGAUCUUACACAGUCUUUAUGUAUGAAACCUUUAACUCCACAGAACAUCUUAGGUUUUAAAUUAUUAAGACUAUGUUUUUUACCCCUAGUUUUGGCCUUUAAUUUUAAAAGCCUGAUUUUAAAGUGUGCCUGUGAGUAAACAAAUAAAAGCAAAAUAUAAAAAUUUGAGAA